Messenger RNA from Gloeophyllum trabeum ATCC 11539, 2565 nucleotides. Its product is annotated as OPT oligopeptide transporter. Bases 162 to 2252 code for a protein of 696 amino acids. The transcript is spliced from 6 exons. The record is from RefSeq and is a predicted model, not a curated record. NCBI's taxonomy places the organism in Eukaryota, Fungi, Basidiomycota, Agaricomycetes, Gloeophyllales, Gloeophyllaceae. Gene Ontology annotation, biological process: transmembrane transport. Gene Ontology annotation, molecular function: oligopeptide transmembrane transporter activity.
CCGAGGGCUUCACCGGCACGACGAACGUCGACACGGAGUCGCAGGAUGACAGCGACCGGAGUACGACGGGCACGCCCGAUUUGAAGCACGAGAUUGAGUUCAACGAUGAUUCGCCGUACCCCGAGGUGCGAGCCGCGGUGGCUAGCACCGACGACCCUCUCAUGCCUGUGAAUACCUUCCGGAUGUGGUUCCUGGGGAUUAUCGUAUCUAUCCUCGUCCCAGGAUGCAACCAGUUCUUCAGUCUGCGCUACCCCUCCGUCUUCUUCACCUCCCUCGUCGUCCAGCUCGUCGCCCUCCCCUGCGGCAAGUUCCUCGAAUGGCUCCUCCCCGCCAAGCGCCUGCGCAUCGGGCGCUUCUCCAUGUCGCUCAACCCGGGGCCGUUCAACAUCAAGGAGCACACCGUCAUCACCGUCAUGGCGAACGUGACGCAGAUGGGCGCGUACGCGACGGACACCAUCCUCACGCAGCGCGUCUUCUACAACCAGAACUGGGGGCUCGGCUACCAGUUCCUGCUGUGCAUCUCCUCGCAGGUCAUUGGCUACUCCUUCGCCGGGCUCAUCCGCCAGUUCGUCGUGUGGCCGAGCAGCAUGAUCUGGCCCGGCGCGCUCGUCAACGCCGCGCUGUUCAACACGCUGCACCGGAACUACGGGAAGAAGGAGCGGCGGCACUGGAGCAGGGAGAAGUUCUUCCUCGUCGCGAUGUGCUGCAGCUUUGUGUGGUACUGGGUGCCCGGGUACCUCUGGACGGGCUUGAGCAUGUUCAACUGGGUGUGCUGGAUCGCGCCCAACAAUGUCGUGGUCAACCAGCUGUUUGGGACCCUGUCCGGGCUCGGCAUGGGCUUGUUCACGUUCGACUGGAGCAUGAUCGCGUACAUCGGGAGUCCGUUGGUUUCCCCCUGGUGGGCAGAAGCGAAUACUCUCGUCGCCUUCAUCUUUUUCUUCUGGAUCCUCACGCCGAUCAUUUACUACAAGAAUGUCUUCUUCACAGCCUUCCUGCCCAUGUCGUCCAGCGGCGCGUUUGAUCGCUUCGGCAUGCAGUACAACGUCUCCGCCAUCGUGACGGACGGCAUCUUCGACGUCGACAAAUUCGAGGCGUACUCGCCCAUGUUCCUGUCCGCGACGUUCAUCGUCUCGUACGGACCGGCGUUCGCGAUCUUCACGUCCAUCUUCGUGCACACUUUCCUGUGGUACCGCCGGGACAUCAUGCGUCAAUUCCGCCGCACGAUCCGUGACGAGCGCGACGUCCACUCGCGGCUCAUGCAGGUGUACAAGGAGGUGCCUGCAUAUUGGUACGGCCUGCUGGGUCUCGUCUGCUUCAUCCUCGGCGUCAUCGCCAUCGAGACCAACCCGACUGGCUUCCCCACCUGGGCGUACAUCAUCGCGCUCCUCAUCGCCGCCGUCUUCACGCUCCCCGCCGCGAUGAUCCAGGCGAUCACGAACCAGCAGAUCCCGAUCAACACGCUCGUCGAGAUCGUCGUCGGCUACAUGCUGCCCGGGCGGCCCGUCGCGAUGAUGCUCUUCAAGACGUACGGCUACAUCUCCGUCUCGCAGGCGACGACCUUCUCCGGCGACCUCAAGCUCGGCCACUACAUGAAGGUGCCGCCGCGCAUCAUGUUCGCCGCGCAGACGAUCGCGAGCGUCGUCAGCUGCUUCGUCGUCGUGCUCGUCCAGGCGUGGAUGUUCGAGAACAUCCCCGACAUCUGCACGGACCAGCAGGAGCACGGCUUCAUCUGCCCGAGCUCGAACACGUUCGCGACCGCCUCGCUCAUCUGGGGCGGCGUCGGCCCCGCGCGCUUCUUCGGCCCCGGCGCGCUGUACUACCCGCUCGUGUUCUUCUUCCUCAUCGGCGCCGUCGCGCCCGUGCCGUUCUACUACCUCGCGCGGCGCUACCCGCACUCGCUCUGGCGGUACGUGAACAUGCCCGUGUUCUUCGCGGGCGUCACCGCGCUCCCGCCCGCGAGCGGGAUCAACUACUCCGCGUGGGCGUUCACGGGCUUCGUCUUCCAGUACGUCGUGCGGCGCUACCGCUUCCGCUGGUGGAUGCGCUACAACUACAUCCUCUCCGCCGCGUUGGACUCGGGUGUCGCGAUCGGCUCGAUCGUCAUCUUCUUCACGCUGUUCAUGCCCAAGGGCGGCAUCAACCUCGAGUGGUGGGGGAACACGGUGUGGAUGAACACCGCGGAUGCGAUGGGUCUCCCGCUCAAGAUGCCAGAUCCCAUCAACGGGUUCACGUCCGCAGUACGACCAUCUUGAGCUCGAUUACUUGAGGGCGUGUGGUCAGGCAUGUCCUGCUCUAGAUGAUUCAAACGAUCUUAUAUUUCUUAUGUUCAAUUAUUGCUAAACGCAUAUCUCACGACUCCUGUACAGCAUCAUGGCCUCUUUACCAGCAUUGUAUCAUUCACAGCUUUCUCUCUCCUGGUUACUUUCUCAUUCUUACUUUGGAUGCGGUUGAUGCCGCUUUUGCUUAUGAUUGGGCUUUGAUCAAGCUCCUUUUCGACACAGUGACGAUUACCUGUAUCAUCACCCUUUGGCUGUAUUACUUACAAAAUGACAUGCACGAGCGAGA